UAACCGUUUUCCCAAAUACAAAAUUUGGGAGGAGUGCCUCCACAGUUUAAAUUGAAUUAGGAAAUUGGUGGGCUCCAAGGUCGCAUAUAAAUCUGUGUAUGAUUGUUUAAAUCAAGAAUAGCGCAAGUGAGAUUCCUAUAGAAAUGAACGAAGAGAAAGUUGGUUCCUUAGGAUUGAAAACAAAAUAAUUGUGAGGCAGUGUCUGUGUUUUUGAAACAAGAUCGACCAAGAAACAGAAGGGUUAUAUAUGCUUUUGGGCAUUUAAGGCUUUGAAUGGUGCGUUGCCUUGUGAAUUGUGAUGUGAAGGGAAGGGGCGGUUUUAAAAGUUAAAACCUAUUCGUUUGUUGCUUUGAACACUUUGGGUCUCAACUCGCCUUUCUCAUUUCUGAUCCGAUUGGGUGGCCAUUAGUGGGAUGACUGGAUGAGAUUGAUGGACAUGCUUCACCAGUUCAAUAAUCUUUAAUCCAAAACAUGGAAACACUGUUUUCUUGACUCUUUUAUAUUUGGGGCUCUGUAGCAUAUACAACAUUUUUCUGAAUUGGAUCCAGGUGAUAAUGUUAAUACAAACUUCUCUCCUUAGUUCAGUAGAAGCUGGUCUAUGUUAUGUAUCUGAUGAUGGGAAAGAUGUUCUAUGUGACCGGAUGCCUAGUGGUGAAACUUGGCAGGUGUGUCUGAAUUGCAAUAAGUACCCUCUUGAUCGGUGUAGAAAAGCUGAACCAGUGGAAGAAGAUAGAAGGAAUGGUGAUGAUCCUUAUAGCUCAAACUGUCUAAUUAGCUUUGGUCGGCUGUCAACUGCUAGUAUAAUGACAGAAAACACUGCACCUAAUAUGGUAUACAGUAGAAAGAGGCUUCGUAAGGACUCAGAUUUCAAGCAAGGACCAACUAACGGCCAAGCAAGUGCAAACUGCCCUUCAGUCAUAAGUUCCGCUGCUCAUGUAUCAUCAGCAAAGGAUCAGCCUGCUGGUUUUCAAGUUACGAGUGAAAUUGAAAUGGUUAAAGAUCCUACCGUGUCUUCAGUCUUAUUUGAUGGAGUAGCCAAAGAUAGCAAACAUAAAAUCGUAGGUAUUGACAGUGUAAAUGAUAGUUGCUCCUCUUCAAAGCCAAAUAUGGAAACUGAAAUGGAUGAAACUGGUGAAUGCUCCUCUUCCAGUGUUUCUGUCAUGGAUGCCACAAGGGAAGAAGUAACAGAAAAGGAUUUCUGCAUUAAUAUUUUAAGAAGCCAUGGACUUCUUAGAGAAGAUUUUCUUGUAGAUAAUGUGGCUUCUGGGGAAGAUGGUGUCACCACUGGUAAUAGCUGCUGUUCCAGGUCAUGCAAAAUAUGUGGCCAUUUAGACAGUUCAUUGAACAUGCUUUUAUGUGAUCAUUGUGAAGAUGCAUAUCAUCCGUCUUGCUACAAUUCACGAUUGAAAAAAUUACCAAUUGAUGAGUGGUUUUGUCAUUCAUGUCUUAAAAAAAGGCAGAAAAUUCUCAAGGACGAGACAAUUAUCAGAUCACCAGGCAUCCACAAUGAAUUUGGCAAAUGCAGAACUGCCUCAGUUAAGGCUGAAUUAAAUCCCAUACUGUUGAUGCUGAGAGACACUAAGCCAUAUACAACUAGUGUGCGGGUUGGUAAAGGUUUUCAAGCAGAAGUUCUUGACUGGUCAGGCCCCAUAAAAAGUGAUGAAGAUGUACUUCCUGAACCAUCGGAAAUUAAAGAUUCAGAAUUUUAUAGACUGCCGGGAGAGAAUAUGAGAAGUCCGAUUAGACUUAGCUCUGUUGGUAAUUGGAUUCAAUGUCAGGAGGUUAUAGAUAGAGAAAACGGAACUGUAUGUGGAAAAUGGCGCAGGGCCCCUCUUUUUCAAGAGGAAACUGAUAAGUGGGAGUGCUUUUGUGCUGUUCAUUGGGAUCCAUCCCAUGCUGAUUGUGCCGUACCUCAGGAGCUUGAAACAGAUCAAGUACUGAAGCAACUGAAGUAUAUAGAAAUGCUACGGCCGCGACUUGCUGCUGCUAAACGGAAAAAAUCAGAUAGCAGAAAUAAUAGUGUUUGAAGUCCAGUGAGAGGUGUUCGAUAUUUUGUUCUUGUACAUGCUACAAUUUGGUUAUACAAAACCCAAAUUUAGAUAUUCCAUGCCAUCCAGGGUAAAUGAAUUUAGAUAUUUCCGGGAUUUUCUUUUUGUCUUUUAAUAUUUUUCCCUUUAUGUGGAAUGCGGUCAAUCGUAUAGCUUCUAUUUGGUAGCGGAAACAGUUCAAUGUGCCAAUGUACCAUUGUAUUUUGGGGUUAAGGCCUUAAGGGCCAUUUUCGAGUGAUGCUCAAUUUGAUUUUAUCGGCAUAGAAUUACUGCCAUCUUCGUUUACUUAAGCUGUCAUUUUGGGAGAGACUUAGUGUAUGUUUGAAAAAAAUGUUAGAUUCAACGUAACGCAUUUAUUUUUUUUCAA
Messenger RNA from Cajanus cajan (pigeon pea), 2415 nucleotides. Its product is annotated as RING/FYVE/PHD zinc finger superfamily protein. Gene Ontology annotation, cellular component: nuclear chromosome; CHRAC. Gene Ontology annotation, molecular function: zinc ion binding; DNA binding. The record is from RefSeq and is a predicted model, not a curated record. Lineage: Eukaryota; Viridiplantae; Streptophyta; Magnoliopsida; Fabales; Fabaceae. Gene Ontology annotation, biological process: regulation of DNA-templated transcription; regulation of heterochromatin formation; chromatin remodeling.